This is a messenger RNA of Striga asiatica, 2122 nucleotides long. Lineage: Eukaryota; Viridiplantae; Streptophyta; Magnoliopsida; Lamiales; Orobanchaceae. The record is from the annotation of a GenBank genome assembly.
ACAAACCAACACAAAACACACAAUAAAAAAACGCAACACAACAANUCUUGAAAUCAUUUCAGCGAAAACCCAUUUCCCUUUCCCAUCCAAGACCCAACAUUUCUUUAUUUCUCUUCUUUAAUCCACCAAAACAAGCAGAACCCAUUUGCUUUCUCAAUUUAGAAGGGGGAAAAAUCCUGAGAGAUCCCCUUUGCGUUUGAUCUCUUCAAACUCUAGCAUACAAAAAAUGACAGAGGUGCUCCACUCACCUUCUUCGUCGUCGUCUCCCUCAAUAUCUACGCCCACUCACAAUGCCGCGUUUCUCAACCAGACUCAGUCUUUUGCGGGUGAAGAGGGGAUUUCUAGUCUGACAGCGGGUGACUUGGAAGAAGAAGAGGAGGAGGAAGAAAACAGCGUGCGAGAGGAAAGGGAGAACGAUAGGAGGGAUCAGCUAUCUCUGUUAGCACUUCUGGUUACCCUCUUUAGGAAGGGUUUUUGGUUGGCCUGCAAAACGGAUAGACACAAUUUUUCCAAUGGUGCUGCCGCCGGUGGCGGCGGCGGAAGCGGUGGUGGGGCUAUGGAGAUUGGUUGGCCUACUGAUGUCCAGCAUGUUAAUCAUGUCACAUUUGAUAGGUUUGACGGGUUCUUGGGUUUGCCUGUUGAGUUCGAGCCGGAGGUACCAAGGAGGGCCCCUAGUGCUAGUGCCACUGUUUUUGGAGUUUCUACUGAAUCAAUGCAGCUUUCUUAUGACCUCCGAGGCAAUAGCAUUCCAACUAUUCUUUUACUUAUGCAGAGGCAUUUGUACUGCCAAGGUGGCCUUCAGGCUGAAGGUAUUUUCAGAAUAACAGCAGGAAACAGCCAAGAGGAGUUUGUGCGCGACCAACUGAACAGAGGAGUUGUUCCUGAAGGCAUUGAUGUCCACUGUUUAGCCGGCCUAAUCAAGGCUUGGUUUAGAGAGCUUCCAAGAGGAGUGCUCGACUCUCUGUCGGCCGAGCAAGUGAUGCAGUGCUCGUCAGAGGAGGAUUGUGAAGCUCUUGUGGGGAUUCUGCCGCCAACUGAGGCAGCUCUGCUCGAUUGGGCUGUCAACCUGAUGGCUGAUGUGGCACAAGAGGAGCACAUGAACAAGAUGAAUGCUCGAAACAUCGCUAUGGUCUUCGCCCCAAACAUGACCCAGAUGGUGGACCCACUGACUGCAUUGAUGCAUGCAGUCCAAGUAAUGAACUUCCUCAAGACCCUAAUCGAGAAAACCCUACGCGAAAGAGGGGAUUCCAUCAAAGAACCACCGAUCUCUAUAAUGGAGGAGCCUUCUGAUGACAAUGGCAACCACCACAACUUAUUCUCCCAACUUAUUCAUCAACAAAAUCGAGAGGAGACGAAUGACGAGCCCACUCAGGCCUAUUUAGUGGAGGAUCCAUGUUCGGAUUUCGAGUCUGAAACCAAGCAGUUUAUUAACACCACCACUGAUGAGGAUUGCUGCUAUCUUAGUAGUUACUCGACUUCUACUGAGGAAUCUGACGAGAGUGUCUCGUGUGGGACCCCACCUGGUGAAGUUAACACUGUCAAAUUGUCUGUUCAAAAGAAACCCGAAUCGAAAGCCGAGGGCGAUUUAGGGAGUUCGAAAAUUGAACAUUUGGUGGGAAAGGGAGUUUGCAGCAACCUGAGCCGUAUAAAUUCGAUGACUGAAAGGUGUGAAGCGUGGCGCUGAGUGGAGGUUUUAUGUUUGUGAUGUGAUGUCACACUUUUACAUCUCUGGCUGAGUUGAAACUUGUGUGUAACUAUUGUUUCUGUUUGUUAACCUGGUUGAUCUUUCUUUAUCUGUCAAAGGUGUUUUCCAUGUAAGGAUUGUUUGGGAGAAAAGAGACAUGAUAAGUGGAUAUUUGGGAUGUUGAGUUGUUUUUCUUGAUUGUGUGUUUUUUUAUUUCUGUUGUGUCAUCUUGAAAAGUUCAUCUUUAAUUUUUUAUUUUUCUUAAAUAUAGGAUAGUGUGGUAGAUUGUGUCUGAUGAUGGAUUGUUGCUUAUUCAUACAUGCAGGAAGAAAUCCAAAUCGGCCAUCUCGAAUGAUUUUUUUUUCCCAAAAAGGUUAUACUUAGAGGACUAGAAUUAUGAUUACUCACUUUUUAUGCUACUAUCUUUUUGGAUUGAUU